This is a messenger RNA of Eucalyptus grandis, 1342 nucleotides long. RefSeq names its product patatin-like protein 2. NCBI's taxonomy places the organism in Eukaryota, Viridiplantae, Streptophyta, Magnoliopsida, Myrtales, Myrtaceae. Gene Ontology annotation, biological process: lipid metabolic process. The record is from RefSeq and is a predicted model, not a curated record. Gene Ontology annotation, molecular function: monoacylglycerol lipase activity; glycerophospholipase activity. The transcript is spliced from 7 exons. The coding region runs from base 65 to 1342 and encodes 425 amino acids.
UGCAAUUCAAUCCUUUUCCUCAAACUCUCUCUCUCUCUCUCUCUCUCUCUCUUUCCCCAUUUACAUGAUCGCAUCCAUGGAAAGGGCAACGAGCUUGCCUCUUCAGCCUCCAACUUACGGAAACCUCAUUACAAUUCUCAGUAUUGAUGGUGGAGGGAUAAGAGGGCUUAUCCCAGGAACCAUCCUCGCUUUCUUAGAGUCUGAACUUCAGAAACUAGAUGGUGAAGACGCGAGAAUAGCAGAUUAUUUUGAUGUUAUUGCUGGAACGAGCACCGGUGGUCUCGUCACGGCCAUGUUAACCACCCCCGAUGAUAACAAUCGCCCCUUAUUUGCCGCAAAAGACAUUAAGGAUUUUUACCUUGACAAUUGCCCUAAAAUCUUUCCUCAAGACAGUUGUCCUUUCGCGCCUGCUACGAAGAUGAUUAAAGCUGUGACUGGCCCAAAAUAUGAUGGAAAAUACCUGCAUAAGCUCGUGAAAGAGAAACUCGGGAACGCAAGAUUGCACCAGACAUUGACUAACGUCGUUAUCCCAACGUUCGACAUCAAGCGUCUUCAGCCAACGAUCUUUUCUAGCUACGAGGUGAAGAAAACGCCGACUCUAGACGCCUUGCUCUCGGACAUAUGCAUCUCAACCUCAGCAGCACCUACUUAUCUCCCGGCUCAUUAUUUCGAAACCCAAGACUCCACAGGAAAACUGAGAGAAUUCAACCUCAUAGAUGGCGGCGUAGCCGCAAACAAUCCGACGUUAGUUGCAAUGGGCGAAGUGACGAAGGAGAUCAUAGGAGGAAGUUCGGAUUUUUUCCCUAUAAAGCCGAUGGAUUACAGAAGAUUUUUGGUGAUAUCGCUCGGGACUGGUUCACGAAAUUCUGAAGGGAAGUACGAUGCAAGUGAAGCGGCCAAGUGGGGAGUGUUGAACUGGUUGACCUGCAACGGCGGGAGCCCGUUGAUUGAUGUGUUCAUGCAAGCGAGUGCCGAUAUGGUCGACUUCCACCUCUCUGCGGUCUUCCAGGCCCUGCACCUUGAAGCCAACUACCUCCGGAUUCAGGACGAUAACUUAAGCGGGGCCGUGGCAUCCGUGGAUAUAGCAACGAAGAAGAACCUGAACGACUUAGUGAGAACCGGCGAAGCACUAUUGAAGAAGCCGGUUUCAAAGGUAGAUCUAGAAAAGGGUGGAUGCGAGGCAUGUAACCUGGAGACUAAUGAACAGGCUCUCAGAAGGUUUGCGAAAAUGCUCUCCAAUGAGCGACAACUUCGUCUUGCUAGGUCGCCUCAUGGACGUAACUCCGCAAAUUUGAAGCGAUCUAAUCUGUCUAGUCAACAGACGGCAAUUUGUGAAGACUGA